Drosophila subpulchrella is the source of this 2616-nucleotide messenger RNA. RefSeq lists its product as uncharacterized. The record is from RefSeq and is a predicted model, not a curated record. Bases 167 to 2440 code for a protein of 757 amino acids. The transcript has 2 exons. NCBI's taxonomy places the organism in Eukaryota, Metazoa, Arthropoda, Insecta, Diptera, Drosophilidae.
CGUUGCGAAUGGCAGUUGAACACGAAUUUUAAAACGAAGAAAGCUUUUUCGAAGGGUGUUUUCGUACGCUGGAAUUAAUGUUUCGCCUAAUCCAAUAAAGAUCAAAAGCAGUAGCUAUGUGGAUGUUAGAUGCCAAAGCGUUUUUGAGCCAGUCAACAGAGCUACAAUGCUACACACCGAAUCCCUGCCCACCGCUGGCCACCAGGGCAUCUAUGCGCCACUAAGUCAGGCAAUGAGCGAUUCCGAAUCCGACGAGGAGAUCGAGAUCCAUAACGCCGCCAAUCAUCGCCAGAAAUUGCAGCAUAAACUUCAGCUAGCCCAUCCAAAUCCGCAGGAGCAGCUACAGGCCCAAAGGAUACGCAUUCCACCGAACACACUAGCCUUGAAGUCACCACAUACACGAGCCCCACCCACCGCCACCAGGAUUGUGACACGCAAUCCGGCCGCGAAUCCCCAGAAAUUCCAACUGGAGGGCAGCAGCUACGCCACAAACAUGCAGAAUACCUUUCGUUCCGUCAUGCUGAGCGACAAUGGCGGAGUGGGCUCGGAGUUGUCGCAGUUCAACAGCGAGUUCGACUCGAAUGCUGAUAAUGUGGCCAUUUUGGGUGGCAAUCAGGCUGGCGAGGAUUCCGCCAAACGGACACCCAUGUCGCCGGCCAGGAAGUGCUGUUUCAUAGGCAGCCUAGUGCUGUGCUUCCUGGCCGUCGUAUCCUUUGUGUGGCUAGUGCCCUGCGGCAAUCCCGACGGCACAGGAUCCUGUCCAGCCGUUGUGGAUCGCAUCAAGACCCACAACUGGUUUAACAACUACACAAAGGCGGAGCUGAAAGGGGGAGUCAAUGUGGUCGGCGGUCUGAGGGCCUGGGAGAACAACCUGAUUUUCAUGUACCGCGGCGAUGCCUUCUUUCCGGAAACCCGACCUGGCAACGAGCGGCGCAAUGGCAUCAUCUGCUUGAUUGGCUCCUCGGGAGCAGUGGCCUGGUUUGUGGAGAUGGUGGAUGAGCCCGUGGCCCUGGACUGCACCCUCGUCGAUGUGGACGGCAAUGGGAAAUCAGAUUGCUUGGUACUUGAUGAAUACGGCGAGCUGGGAGCCAUUAAUCCCGUUUCAGGAGAAUGGCUCUGGUGGUUCAAGGAGCGCUCAGCCCGCAAAGUGGAUGCCUAUGACUUCCCCGUCAUCCUGCCUGACCUGGACGCAGAUGGAGUCCUGGACAUGCUGCUCGUGACCAGUUUGUCCCUGGAGGAGCGCACCAAAUCGUUGGCCCAACUGAAACACGAUUCCCACGGACAGCUAGAAGCACGCAAUGUGCUGCGCUUGCUCUCAGGCAGGAAUGGGGCACCCAUUGGCGAUGGCUUCCCCAUCCACGACUGCGACAGCUUGAACAACGUUAAGCUGGAGGCGGGCAAUGUAAGCUUCUCCUGCCAGCGGGUCAAUGGCACGGAGCAGCAGCGUUCCAAGAGCCUGGCGGAGCUCUAUGCCCUGAUCACCAACAAAUCCGUUGUGGGCCAGAGGCUGGCCAGCUCGAAGAUCUCCCAGCAUAGAAAUCACGGUCAGCGGCGGGAGCUAGAUGCCCAGAGGAACAUCUAUUCCUUGAGCGGACGCGAACUGGUGGUGGAGAAUCGUGGACGCUGUCCGGAGGAUUGCAAUGUAACCUUUGUCCUAAGCGAAGUCCGCGAUGGCAAGCCACAUGUGGUGGAGAAUUUCAUCAAGAGCGGGAUGUACGGCAUGGUCCCCACCCAGUGGCACUUCAAGAACACCAAAAAACAGAUGUCCGGCUUCGUGAUGAAGUUCUGGAAAUGGCAUGGCCUGGUUAAGCCCUCAAAACAGACCUCCGCCAGCAGCAAUAGCAACAAUGUCCAGAAAAGUGGCAGCAACAAUCACACCAAGAACAUGAAUGCGAUCAAGGAUAAGGAGAAGGCUCAGGCCAAGAAACAGCAGCAGCAGCAACGGUUGAGGAAGAAGAGGAGCUUGACCAAGACGGAGGACUACCCGUUCCCAUCACACCAGGAGGAGUUCGAUAUAUUUGAGCACCUAAAGCAGAAGAGGGAAACAUUUGGAGUGCCCUCUAAAAACCAGACCAAAUCCAGUGCUAUCUCCUCCGGCGGCAGCUACAAAAUGAACAUGAUCACGGAGAGCGUGCUUCUUGUGCUGUUUGUGGGCGCAGAUACUCACAUCGAGAACACCUCGCAGAGCAACAUCAUUCAGUUCUGCCGCCACGACCGCAAGGAGAUGGUGUGCCAGCCGGAUCUCAACAACCAGGACCACUCGAUGCUCAUUGCCGAUCUGGACCAAGAUGGAUCUCAGGAGCUGGUCACCUACAUGUCCACCUUCGUGCAUCCCGAGGAUCAGCCGUUCAGCGAAUGGAAGUUGCUGACCUACGUGCGAUUGUUGCGUCUCCAGGCGGAGCUGCCCGCCUACUACGAGAAGGACGAGAGCCACAACUAGGCGGGCAUUCCACGAUCCGCAUCAGGAUCCGGAGUAGGGUUAUAGUGCAUUUAGCCAGCCGGAAGAGCGCUGUCGAACACGAGUAGCAGUUUAACUAGUUGCAUGCAUUACAUUGUACAUUAUUAAAACCUUUUCUAGACUCCCAUAAAUCAGUAAAUAAAUCUUUAAUGAAAUUA